AUGUGUAAACAAUCAACUCAAUUAACAUUUGUUAUAAUUUGGUGUUCAGUUUAUCAUGGUGAAUUGGCAGACCAGCUGAUUCGGAAACCGGAAGAAUUACGUGCUAAAGAGUUAUGCAAUAGCAGUAUUAAUUGUACUAGUAAGGCAUCAACUGUAUCAAGUGCAAAUCGUAUUAAUAAUUUAAUAUGGCUUAAAAUUCCUAUUCCAAGGACUACGGCGUCGCAGGCAGUUGAAAAGACAGAGGCGACACACUCCAGUAACAAAAAACGCACAUCAUUAUCAUCGCCAUCAGCAUCGUCACACCCAUCAACACAAUCGCAAACACCUAAUUAUGCUACAAAUACAAUAAAUUUACUAUCUAUUAUCUAUCAUAUAUUUCUGCCUAUUUCUUAUGAAUUUGGACCAGAUCUAGUCUAUUUAUUGAUUGGAUCUAAUGAAGAUGAUUACAACUUCAUCACACCGGAUACUUCAGCACGACUCCUCUAUCUGCUAAAUGGUUUAGGCGCUGCUGUAAUUGUCAAUGGAACUUCUCAACAAUUAUGUUCUGAUUCUCUUGUAGGCAGUCUUCUUGGCAAGCCUUUACCAACUGGAUUCGAUGAAACACAAUCAACUUCACCAUCAUCGGGAGUAAAACAAGCUAUUCAUCUUGUCAUGGAACAAAAUCAUCAAAGGUGGAAAUUUUUAAAAUUUUGUGUUUGGGAAAAUGGUUUGUGUCAUGAAAAUAUGAAAUGGGGAAGAAUGAAACGGUUACCUGACUGUUGUUUUAUCGCAGAUUACCAGAAAAAUCAAUAUUAUUGUCCCAAAACGUCUACACACUUCAAGAUGAUGUCAAUAUUUACAAAAGUGUAG
Trichobilharzia regenti is the source of this 849-nucleotide messenger RNA. NCBI's taxonomy places the organism in Eukaryota, Metazoa, Platyhelminthes, Trematoda, Strigeidida, Schistosomatidae. The record is from the annotation of a GenBank genome assembly.